Molecule: messenger RNA, 5874 nt
Organism: Porites lobata
Lineage: Eukaryota; Metazoa; Cnidaria; Anthozoa; Scleractinia; Poritidae
Source: the annotation of a GenBank genome assembly
GGUGAUAAGGAGAGUAAAAGGAAACAGAAAUCCCCUGGAACAGCUGCAGCCGCUCAAGUGGUUGUCAUGAGAGAACUCAAGUGGGAUCAUCAAGUAUGUACUAUUAAUUUUAUAAUUUAUGCUUAUUUAGCCCCAGUCACUUAGCCCCUAUUUGUAAGUUGUUUACCAUAAACAGCCUAAUAAACGUCUACUUCCAAAUAAACGCCCCCUCAACAUUGUUAAAAUUUUAUUCGAUGCCCCUCUUUAAUAAAGGCCCCUGUCUAAUAAAUAGAUGGUUCCCCAUGAGAAUUACUCUACAAUACUAGGAAUUAGCAAAAAGGUGCAAAAUCAUUCAAUUCAUUUAGUUUCUUGCUUGAUUAGCAAAGGUAAAUGCAUAUUUCAUCUUGCUCAAUGUUAAGUUAAAAAUGAGGAUAGACUAACCAUGGCAACGCAAAAACAAUGAACUUGGAUUCUAACAUCGAUGUUGGGAUUUGAAAAAGAACGAUAUGGAUCUCUAGACAGCCUAGACAUAUCAAAAUUGAUGGAGUGGAUAUUCCACCAUUUUUAAACUCUCUUGAUAUUUUUGUCGAAACAGGGCUCAAAAUUGCGACUGAUAGGGUUGCCAAUGGGACUAACAUGUUCUUCUUGGCGACUGAAAAUUUUAGUUUAGUCGCCAAAGUGGCGACCAGAUUUCUCUAUGACUUAGAUUUAACCCAUUCGCUCCUGGAGAUCUUGCCGAAAAACGCGUUUUGAAGCUAGUCGAGUGGUUUUCUGGUCACUGUCGUGCUAUAAAGAGCUAAAACUUACCACAAACCGGUUUACAGGUCGUACACUUCGCGGCCUUGUGAUCCAGAUGCAAAAUAUCAGCUUACGAAGUUCGGGCUUGCGCAGAAAGCAAAAUUUCGAGAUUUAAAAGUGACACAGCAGUCUUGACUUUUACUUUUCGCUUUCUCUCCUCCCUUCUUUUUUCGCUUUUCUUGCCUCAUUUUUUUUUUCUCUUGCUGGGCAUUUAGUAGGCUUCAUUUUGGUGGGAAGAGUUUUUAGGAAAGCUUUUAGGAUCUUAGGAUGAGAUGAAAGGAAAGGUAGGUGGGCAAUGGAACAAGAUUUUCAUGGAGAUUUUCAGGUCAAUGUCACUUGGUUUUUUGCUUCUUUCUCCGGUGUCCUUGACUGAAUUGUGCUCAUUCUGGUAUGGUUUGAAAGAUCUCUUCACUCUGCACAAGUCAGCGAAGAAAGUUGUCCUUGACCAUUAAAACUGAUGACGUCACAAAGGGUAGAAAGGACCUGGAUCCGCACGGGCGGUUACGGGCGGUUCAGGGGCGAAUGGGUUAAAUUAAAUUAGUAAAGUCAAAACAAACAUUUCAUCUUAUCCUGGUUUGCUUUCAUUGUAAAAAAAUGUGCCAAAUCGCAUAAACAAAGCCAGUUUACCUCCAAAUUUAUACUGACUUCUAUCCACGAUAUUUUCAAAUCUGAUGGAUUGCACCAUACUAUGCAGGGCUUCUGAUAGGUCGUGGAAAAAGUCAAAUUUUACGGGAUUUUUAGGGGAAAAUUCGCGGAAAAAUUGACUGAUUUUACGGGAAUUUGUGGAACAAACUUAGCCGAAAAUCAAUCGGUAAAAAAAGGCCGAUUUUGUGGUUAUUUUCAGGGAAAACUUUGUUAGAGAUUGAUCAGUUUUGCGCUGACCAUAGACCAGUGUUUUUAAUGUUUUUCUAACAGAGAUCAUUAAAUUUUGCUCAUUCAACAACUAUAUGCUCCAGAACUGAAACAAUGGCAAAGCCUUUAACAUCAUGGCUAGUGCCCAGUUUUUUGCAACAUAAUCUACCCCUAGUAGUUUCAGGACGUUGUUUGCACAUUUUAGUGACAAAGUUUCAAGAUAAAUUUACAAGUGUACGGCAAGCAAAUAGCCCCAAUAGCUGAGAAAUGUUUCAAAUAUUACAUAUGUUGUACAAACAAUGAUAAGAUUUCUACCAAAUUUUGCAGUGUUUUGCGUGGUUUUGUGAAUUUCGCGGCUCUGCGACCGCGCAAAAUAUCAGAAGCCCUGACUAUGAGCUGCGUCAUUUAUGUGAUACAAACUGGCCACUAAAAAUUUGCAUCUGGUGACUAUAUUUCUCCAGUUGGUCGCCAAAAGGCAACCUUGCAAAAUUUCAAGCCCUGCAAAAGCAUGUUAGUUUUGUUGAGCUUGUUACAGUUAUGAGAAUAAACACCUCUCUCUUUUAAAUGCCUCCUAACUAUUAAACACCCCCACUUGGACCCCUAGAAUUAACUAGAUGCCUUGGACAUAUAUUAGUUCCUUUAUGGAAGCCCCCAAAAUUAAGUCAUUUUUAAUUUUCAACACCCUUUAUAGCGGACUCUGUAGGGACCUUAAGUUAGUGUCCUCUGUGGCGAGAGUCCGUAAUAGCGGAGUUUAUUUCAAUCAAAUAUCUGUAAUUUAUUUUUGCCCGAAUUUAUCUGCUGUCCGUAUUAUCGGGGUGUCCAUAACGGGGUGUUAAGGCGAGAGUUGACUACCUGUACACGUAGAUGAGAUAACUUAGGCUCUUACGUUUCUGUUAUCAUAUCAGUUUGUUACAAAAACAAGACAUUUAGGUUUCAAAAUAGCUUAGCUUAUCCUCCUGUCUUCCUCACAGAUUUUGCCGAUUGGGCAAAAAGUGCAAGAUCCACUUCUCCACCUUUGUGAAAAGUGCUCUCUCCCUAUCCUUGUUUAUGGCCGACUGGUAUGUAUAACAAGUAUUUACUUAUGUACUCCUUUACCAGUAUGCAAAGAAAGUCGUGUCCGAUAGCCCGGGACCAGCAGAUUUCGGUUAUCAGGCUAGUGAAUUCUGUUCUCAAUUUACUCUAUUGGCAAAUGAAUUUCUUUUAGAAAAUUCGCAUUACAGAAGAACUGUCAUCAAUCCUGCUCAUUAAUGACUCUUGGGCUGGUGCAUGCUAGUUGCAGCUUGCACGAAUGGCAAGCUGUAAAACUGACUUUCUUUGCACCCUGUUUACCCUUCGAGCUAGUUAAUGGCAUAAUGUCAUGAUGUAUGAAUGCACUGAAGCUCUUGUUUUUGAGUCUGGAUGAAAGUCUUGGUGUUACCAUUAAAUGGUAAAAUAAUUCUCUUUGGUAGUUCCAGCCUCUGCAAGAUUAUUAUUAAUUUUGUGGAAUACUUUUUCUGGAGGUUUUAGUUUUUCAUCGUUAUAACUCCAGUGUUAUGCCAUUGGUGUACAUUGUAUCUCCCAUGGUAUGUUGUGAUCAGUAUUUUGUGUAAAGCUUGAACUGCUGUCAGUAACAAAAUUGUUGUAGAAUUUAGUGGUAUCCAGGUCAUCGAUUAUAGUGGAUUAUUGAUUAAAAAAACCUCCAGUAAAUGGAUAUUGAUCAUGGAAAAUGUUCACAUGAACAUCCCCCCAAAAUAAAAAAUAUAUAUAUUUAUAGUUGACAAAUCAGGUCUUUUAGUUAAAACUUAUCUUUUGAAGAAGGCUUUUAAUUUAUGAUCAUCCUAGGAACAUAUUUACUACAUUUUUUUUUUAUUUGGCUUUUAUUUGGUUUUAUUCAUAUUAUCUAUUUUUUUUCAUUUUAACAAUAAUUGUGAAACGCAUAGCUCAAUUAUAUUUUAAAAUUUUUAUACAGUGCACUGUUAUUAGUUCAUUUUAUUAAUUUUUUUAAAGUAAUUGUUGUUGUAAAGCGCCAUUGGACAGCAAUGGAAAUGGCGCUUUAGAAGUAAAUGUUAUAAUUUAUUAUUAUUAUUAUUAUUAUUAUUAUUAUUAUGAGAAUAUUAAAACGUGGGGAAUGUAUUUUAAAUGUUCAUACAGUGAUGCAGCUUUAAUGCAUUGAUGACCCUUUUUUGAAACCUUCCAUACAUGUAUGUUUUUUUUGUCAUGUUCUAAAACGUGCAACAGUGGCUCUGCUUAAUUCUCUCUGUGGGUUUGUUAGGGUAGUAUGUUUUGUUCACAUUCAAUUGUGCGCGUUGUGUUACAAUGGGUAAAAGACAGGUGGGUAAUCGGUAAUUAUGAUUUAAAACGAGCGUUAAGUCCAAUUGUAAGUACAGCCCAAAAAUCUGGGUGUGUGGAAAAACACUUUCUACAUGACUUGUUCCCUUCAAAAUUAAUAAUUUAUGCCUUCCUUGUCUUUAUUUCAGAGUCCAUGCAAACACUCUUUCUGUUUAACAUGCGCAGAAAAGGGAAAUGGAAAAUGCCCAAGGUAGAUUUAAAAUGGAUUUCAUCAUAUGUGUUACCUCAGUACAACUUGGUCUACCAAAAAAUAAUGUUUACACUGGGCUGUGUACAUUCAGUGCUAUGUCAUUAGAAAUGUGGUUGCCUUUGGUUGUACAUAAUUCUUACUAUACCUGUUUUAUCAAGACCAGGCACUUCAGAGUUCUUAAAAACUCGUUCGAUUGGGUUUGUUAGUUCCAGAACCAAUUACAUUCAAUGCUAUGCCACUAGAAGUGUGAUUGACUUUGGUUGUUCUUGUAAUUUUGACUUUAACUUGCUUAAUCACAAGGCACUUCGGAGUUCUAAACUCGCUCCAAAGGGUUUGCGAGUCCUAGAACCAAUCAAUAUUACAUUCAAUGCUAUGCCAUUAGAAGUGUGGUUGACUUUGGUUGCUCAUGUUAUUUUGACCUUAACUUGCUUAAUCACAAGGCACUUCCGAGUUCUUAAAAACUCGUUUCAAAGGGUUUGUGAGUUCUAGAAUCAAUAAUAACUGGAAUUUGGAAGUGCGAGGUCGUUAGCAGGACUUGAAUUUGGGCUACAUGGCAAAAAAAAAUUCUCAAAUUCAAAUGAUGAAAAAGAGACGAAAUUCAAAGUUUUGAUUAACGUACAGACGAGCCAUGCAGCUAAGUUGCUGAAAGUUGCUAUUCAUGUGUCCAGAGUUGUGUUAUUAAGAUCCAGCUUAUAAGUAGUCUCCCACCUCCUCGUUUUUGUCUCGUCACACAACGCUCCUCCCUCCUCCCCUUUCCCCUCCCUUUCAUAGGGAGUGGGGUUGCGUGACGUGACAAAAACGGCUGCUUGAGAGACUAGCUUCCAAGGUAAAACGAGAUAAAUAACCAAAACGGGAGUAUUUCCAAAAAUUGCCCUUCAUCAGGGUCUCUGAAUUCAUUUAAAUUUUACUUUAGGUGUGGGGAAAGUGUUCAGAGGAUUGAGCGAGCACCGCUGGGCAGUGUGUAUGUAUGUUCAGUCGGUGGAAGCCGCUAUGGAAUCUCGGGAUGUCGUCGGAGUUAUUUCUCCCAGCGAGAUUUACAGUCGCACAUUAAGAGACGUCAUCAGAGAGAGCAGGGGGGAGGGGAGAGUGAUGGAGGAGAGGAAGCUGAGAAUGAGAUACAGCGCGCUAUGUUUCCUCAGGCAGCCCCCUUUUUCCCAGCCCCUCUACACGAGACCAUUCCCGCGGUGCCCCCGUGCCCCAUGUUGCCAGGGGAAAGACCCUUUGGCAAUGUAGGAACUGUACCAGUCAUGGAUGGGCGCCAUUUCCCUGCUGUACCCACUAUACCUCGGGAAACGUUCUUUAUGGAAGGACCGCGUCAGCAACAUCCUGUGGUCAGUGGUUUUCCCGUACAAGGUCCUGCACCAGCCCCUAUGCAACAUGUCCCUCAAGGUGGCUUCCCUCGGCCCGAGCAAGGGCCUUCUCCACGAUUUGAAGAGAUGCGAGUGUCCAGGCCAAUGGCCCCAUCUCCUAUCGAGGAAGGCUUUGGACCAAGGCCAGUGGGGCCUGGUUUUCCAGGAAGGUUCCCGGGACCUCCCCGGUCUGAUGCGGACUGGAUUCCAGCAGAACGGGGACCGCCUCUAAGAGGAGAAAGAGACUGGAUUCCACCUCCAGGGCGUGGCGAUAGGGACUGGAUACCUCCUCGGAGUGUGGCAAACAUGGUUCCCCCUGGGGCUCCUCCCCCAGGAAGACCCCCACCCGGAGACCCUCAUUUUCGUCCAAUGUUUUGA